AUGAUGCCAAAACUCUACAAAAAUGCUCAAGGAGCUUUGCUGCAAUCUCUGUCAACAGCUAUCACAGCCGGGAUCUACUUCAGCAUUACGUGCGACAUUUGGUCGUCGUUGGCACUAGACUCGUACCUUGGUGUUACAGUCCACUUCAUUUCAGAGGAUUUCUACAGAAAACUUGUAGUGAUAAGAUGUGUACCCUAUAAUGCUAGCCACACAGGGGAAUCGAUCAAAACACGGAUCAGAUAUGUACUUCACAAGUGGGGGUUGCCAGAAGCGAGACUUCACUGUGUCGUUUCGGACUCAGCAGCCAACAUGAAGAAGGCUUUUGAAGAUUUCAACUGGAUCGCUUGUUUUCUGCACCUCUUGGCUCUCGUCGUGAAGCGCUCAAUAUUCCAGCAGAGCAGAGUUAAACUGAUAGUGAAGAAAGUGAAGAAUUUAAUCAUCAAACUUCGGACUCCAACAGGUAACUAAAAAAUAAAGUCAAUUAUGUCUUGAAUCGGGUUCUAGACUUCUAGUACAGUAAGUUAACACACCAUUAGAUAAUAAAUUGAUAUCAUUUUACACAAACUUCUUACAGGUAAACGGAUCUUGAAUGAGAACCAAAGCACUGACACCGCCUUGAUAACGCCGUGUGACACGCGAUGGAACUCGUAUUAUCUAAUGCUGCAGUGUGUGACCUCCAAGAAGGCAGCUAUUACCCUCAGCCAGCAAGAUCCGGAGUUGAAACUCGAGGCACGACAACAGGUUAGUUAAAUUGAAAACAAGCAUGAAAACAAGCAGAAAUUGUCAUUAUAUAACUUAGGACAAGUUUGAAAAUUUAACUUUACCAGCAUUAUAGAUUUAUAGUUCUUAUUUCUUAAUGCCAUACUAAUAUAUUAUUAUAUUAUACUCAUUACUCAAUACUCAUUAUAUAAAGAUAUAAUAAUGUGACUCAUCAGUCAUCACUCAUGAUCGUAUCAUUCGUAUGAUUACUUACUAUGAUGUAAUAAGCUAAUAGCAUUCUUAAGUCUUAACUCAUUCAACCAAUCAGAUGAGUCCUGGCAACUGGGACAGAUGAGUCCUGGCAACUGGGAACUGAUUGACAAAGUCAUCGCCAUAUAUGAAGCCCAUAUUCCUUACUACGAAAGCUGCAGAAUCUGACACCGUUUCCAUAGCUGAAGUCAUCCCGCUAUUGAAGAAACUUAACUUUGACAUUGGAGCCAUCACAUACUCUGGGAUAGGAACUCUGAAUGCAGAAGUCCUACAGCAAAUGAAGAGGUUAGAUAAUACAUAAUAUUUUUUAUUUUUAAAAAGCAUGGUGGUAGGUAAGUAGGCACCGGUUCUUCAAUGCACGUAAUGCAUGACUAACAGUCUAACCCAAUUUCAGAUAUUUUGUUGUAAAGUACGACAUAUAAAGACAAAGCAGUAUAGUAUUGCGACAGUCUUGGACAACAGGUUCAAGCUUGCUGGUUUUCAGAAGAACGAGAACGGUGUACUCGCGAAGGAGAUGAUUAUCAGGUGGCGCUUGGCUUACUUAUCAUUUAAUUUGAAAUUUUCAAAUUAAAUGCUUUCUCAAUUCUCACGAAGUUAUCACAGUAUCACACACUGGGAUCUGUGAUUUUCCAAAUGCAGAUGAUUAAAUUUACGUAAUACAUUAAAUAGUUUUAUUAGUUUAUACAUAACAUAAUAGCUAUUUGCCUAUUUACCACUCCCAGCGAUUUAGCGGAGGUUGCGGAACCAAGACAUGAGGUGGAGAGUGGCGAAGGCGAACCUUCAACCAGCAAAGAUAGUUGGGCUGCAGUUCUUGUUGACAAUGACUCGGGUCAGGAUUCACAAGAUGAAGAAAUGGAGGCACCCUACAGGGUGGAACUACAACGAUACCUCAAAGAAAAAAGAAUAGCUGACUUGACAAAGGAUCCACUGACAUACUGGAGAGUAAAACACAACAAAUUCCCACAUCUAGGAACUUUGGCGUGCCGCUACCUGUGCCCUCCUCCAGGAAGUGCUGCAUCAGAGAGGCUAUUCAGUACGGGAAAGAACGUUCUUGGGAUGAAGAGGCUUUCGCUAAAACCUGAUAACAUGGAAGCGAAUCUAUUCUUGAAGUACAACAUUCGAGCUCUAGGAUACAAAACGGACCUACCCAGGGUAACGGAUGACUUCGUUGCCCCCAACGAGGGGAACCUGCCAGAGGCAGUGGUGGGAGAGGUUCAUGAUGACGAGACGAGUGACGUCGAAAUAAUCAUGAGCGACGAUGAAGACUGA
Messenger RNA from Paramuricea clavata, 2238 nucleotides. NCBI's taxonomy places the organism in Eukaryota, Metazoa, Cnidaria, Anthozoa, Malacalcyonacea, Plexauridae. The record is from the annotation of a GenBank genome assembly.